Sinocyclocheilus anshuiensis is the source of this 3374-nucleotide messenger RNA. RefSeq names its product ATP-citrate synthase-like. The coding region runs from base 210 to 3374 and encodes 1054 amino acids. The record is from RefSeq and is a predicted model, not a curated record. NCBI's taxonomy places the organism in Eukaryota, Metazoa, Chordata, Actinopteri, Cypriniformes, Cyprinidae. Gene Ontology annotation, biological process: acetyl-CoA biosynthetic process; fatty acid biosynthetic process; citrate metabolic process. Gene Ontology annotation, molecular function: ATP citrate synthase activity. Gene Ontology annotation, cellular component: cytosol. The transcript has 27 exons.
CGGCGUAGGAGAAACAGGAAAGGCUGAAAGCGCAGUGAAAGAGGGAGGGAGCGAGCAGCCACGCUUUCUGGAGGAAAAAGUGUCUCCUGCAACCAUAUCUCGCCUGUCAACACUCUCAGCCAGACUCCUUACACUAGGAGCUCCCUGAAAGGAGAAAACCUGCUAGAAGCGUUAGAAGUGCAUGCACUGUGCUUUAGUCAUCUAGCACCAUGUCAGCCAAAGCCAUCUCUGAGCAGACAGGGAAGGAUUUUCUUUACAAACACAUUUGCACUACAGCCGCCAUACAGAACCGCUUUUGCUAUGCUAACGUGACGGCAGAAACUGACUGGAAGCGACUGGUUCAGGAUCACCCCUGGCUUCUGACGGAGCGGUUGGUUGUUAAGCCAGAUCAGCUGAUCAAGCGCAGAGGAAAACUGGGACUGGUGGGUGUGAACCUGGAUCUGGAGGGCGUGAAGGAAUGGCUCCAAACCCGCCUUAUGAAGGAGACAACGGUGGGGAAGGCUAAAGGGAUCCUCAAAAACUUCCUGAUUGAGCCCUUCGUAGCCCACAAGCAGGAGGAGGAGUUUUACGUGUGUAUCUAUGCCACACGUGAAGGUGAUUACAUGCUCUUCCAUCAUGAGGGAGGUGUAGACGUGGGAGACGUGGACUCUAAAGCCCUGAAACUCUUGGUAGGAGUGGAUGAGAAGAUCAGUGCGGACACAGUCAAGAGUCAGCUCCUCACACACGCCCCUGCAGAUAAGAAAGAGAUGUUGAUUAGUUUCCUGGUGGGCUUGUUUAACAUGUACGAAGACUUGUACUUUACAUACUUGGAGAUCAACCCUCUUGUGGUCACUAAGGAUGGAGUGUAUGUGCUGGACAUGGCUGCUAAAAUCGAUGCCACAGCCGAUUACUUGUGUAAAGCCAAGUGGGGUGAUGUGGAGUUUCCCCCUCCCUUCGGCAGAGAGGCCUAUCCGGAGGAGGCAUACAUAGCAGAUCUAGAUGCUAAGAGUGGCGCCAGCCUUAAGCUCACUCUCCUGAACCCUCGCGGACGGAUCUGGACUAUGGUGGCAGGGGGCGGAGCUUCUGUCGUCUACAGUGACACAAUCUGUGAUCUGGGCGGAGUCAAUGAACUGGCCAAUUACGGAGAGUAUUCAGGUGCUCCGAGUGAGCAACAAACGUACGACUAUGCCAAGACCAUCCUCUCCCUCAUGACCCGUGAGAAACACCCCAAUGGUAAAGUCCUGAUCAUUGGAGGCAGCAUUGCCAACUUCACCAAUGUAGCGGCAACAUUCAAGGGUAUCGUCAGGGCUAUCAAAGAUUAUCAGGACCCUCUGAAAGAGCAUGAGGUCACUAUAUUUGUCCGUCGUGGCGGCCCGAACUACCAGGAAGGUUUAAGAGUGAUGGGGGAAGUUGGAAAGACCACCGGUAUCCCCAUUCAUGUUUUUGGCACUGAAACCCACAUGACUGCUAUUGUUGGAAUGGCACUAGGUCACCGGCCAAUCGCCACACAGCCUCGUGUUGCCGCCCACACUGCUAACUUCCUUCUCAACACUAGCGGUGGUACCACAACUCCUGCCUCCUCCAGAUCGGCCUCUUUCUCUGAGGUCAAAACUGGAGCAGAAAACUCAUCAGCUCAAAAGACUCGUGCUGGGCUUCCUCCAGCCAAAAGCACCACUCUGUUCAGUAACCACACCAAGGCUAUAGUGUGGGGGAUGCAGACGCGUGCAGUGCAGGGCAUGCUGGACUUCGAUUAUGUUUGCUCACGUCAAGAGCCGUCAGUAGCAGCCAUGGUUUACCCCUUCACUGGAGACCAUAAGCAGAAGUUUUAUUGGGGUCAUAAGGAGAUCCUGCUGCCGGUCUAUAAGAACAUGGCUGAUGCAAUGAAGAAACAUCCAGAAGUAGAUGUGCUCAUCAGUUUUGCCUCCCUCCGCUCUGCCUACGACAGCACCAUAGAGACCAUGCAGUACCCACAGAUCCGCACUAUGGCAAUCAUAGCUGAGGGUAUUCCAGAGGCUUUGACUCGCAAGAUCAUCAAGAUGGCAGAGGAGAAGGGAGUCACUAUCAUUGGUCCUGCAACGGUCGGCGGUAUUAAACCAGGCUGUUUUAAGAUCGGUAAUACGGGUGGGAUGCUGGAUAACAUCCUGGCGUCUAAGCUGUACAGGCCGGGCAGUGUGGCCUACGUCUCCCGCUCUGGUGGAAUGUCCAACGAGCUCAAUAACAUCAUCUCACGCACUACAGAUGGAGUUUAUGAAGGAGUUGCCAUCGGAGGAGACCGGUAUCCAGGCUCUGUCUUUAUGGAUCACAUCUUGAGGUAUCAGGACACACCCGGAGUCAAAAUGAUUGUUGUGCUCGGAGAGAUUGGAGGAAAUGAAGAGUACAAGAUUUGCAAAGGCAUUAAAGAAGGCAGGAUCACCAAACCUGUGGUCUGCUGGUGCAUAGGAACCUGCGCCACCCUGUUCUCAUCUGAGGUCCAGUUUGGCCACGCUGGAGCUUGUGCUAACCAGGCGUCUGAGACUGCACUUGCUAAGAACAAAGCUCUGGAAGAGGCAGGAGCCUUUGUGCCCAAGAGCUUCGAUGAGCUGGGAGACGUCAUCAAAUCUGUGUAUGAUAAUCUAGUAGCCAAGGGUGUAAUUUUGCCUGCUAAAGAGGUCCCUCCACCUACAGUGCCAAUGGAUUAUUCUUGGGCACGAGAGCUGGGUCUGAUCCGUAAACCGGCGUCCUUCAUGACGAGUAUCUGUGAUGAGAGAGGACAGGAGCUCAUUUAUGCAGGCAUGCCCAUUACUGAGGUCUUUAAGUCUGAGAUCGGGCUGGGCGGCACCCUCGGUCUGCUCUGGUUCCAGAGCAGGCUGCCGCGCUAUGCAUGUCAGUUCAUCGAGAUGUGUCUGAUGGUGACGGCGGAUCACGGCCCUGCCGUUUCUGGAGCUCAUAACACCAUAGUGUGUGCGCGUGCUGGCAAAGACCUGAUCUCCAGCCUGACCUCAGGACUCCUCACCAUCGGGGACCGUUUCGGAGGUGCCCUGGACGCAGCUGCUAAGCAGUUCAGUAAGGCGUUCGACAGUGGCAUGCUGCCUAUGGAGUUUGUCAACAAAAUGAAGAAAGAUGGCAAACUCAUUAUGGGCAUCGGACACAGGGUGAAAUCGAUCAAUAAUCCUGACAUGCGGGUACAGAUCCUCAAAGACUUUGUGAAGCAGCAUUUCCCUGCUGCUCAGCUGCUGGACUAUGCUCUGGAGGUGGAGAAGAUCACCACCUCAAAGAAACCAAACCUUAUCCUGAAUGUUGAUGGUUUCAUUGGAGUGGCAUUUGUGGAUCUGCUGAGAAACUGUGGUGGCUUCACUCGGUCAUUAUCUGGACCAGAAGCGGUUGAAGCAGGGUUUGUACCGCCAUCCUUGGGAUGA